AUGUCAUACUAUAAUAGCCAACGAACUCCCAACAAGGUUUUGCAGCCGACAAGACGCCAUAAUAUUGAUGGAUAUUCGUCAAAUUUGAAGCUGAAGGAGACUUUUGAUCUGGACCUAGAUAAGUUAGCAAGAGAGUUGAAUGUGUCACCCACUAGAAAUAGGCCUUCUACAAGGCAUGUAUUUACCUCAACUGCAUUUGGUACGCCGUCUGCUACCGUUUCGUCAUUUAUAUCAGCUUCCCCUAAGGCAUCCUCCUCAUUAUCACCCCCAUCAUCGUCAUCGUCAUCGUCGUCGUCGUCGACAACAACAGCAGCAGCAAAAACAAAAACAAAAACAAAAACAACACUUGAUGGCAUUGCGUCUCGUCGUGAAAGAUAUCAAGCGGCUGCUGCUACAACCACCAGCUCUGAUGAAACUCCAAGUUGGGCUAAACAAGACUAUCGCAAAAUAUUGAACAAAUCUCCAUCCAAAGUUGUUGGUUCAUAUAACUCCAGAGCUCAUGCUCCGAGAACUCCGGGAACUACUCCAAGUUCUUCGCCGACAAAAUACUCCGCGGGUGUUCCAGGGGAUCACACUUCUCCUGGGUACGAAUAUCUUUGUCGAAUAGAGGCGAUAAAACUCUGGCUACAAGAAGUCUUGGAUGACCAAAUUGAACAGACUGCAGUAGAACUAAUCCCAUACAUUCGAAACGGUAUCCAUCUAGCUAAAUUAGCCAAUGCUAUAUUACCGACGCAGCGCAAAGUCUUUACAGAUGAUACUAGAUUGCAGUUCAAGCAUACAGAGAACAUCAAUAGAUUUUUCCAUUUGCUAGAUUUUUUGAAUAUGCCGGAUUUAUUUCGCUUUGAACUCACCGACCUUUAUGAUGCCAAGAAUAUUCCCAAAGUUUGGUUCUGUUUGCAUGCACUAAGCUAUAUUUUACAUAGGAGUGACUCGAGGUACCCUAAAAUGAAGGAUUUAGUCAAUGUAUUGACUUUCACUCAGGAUGAUAUUAAAGCUGCAAAUAAGGCCUUGGUAGGUGCACCAUUGCCGAAAUUUUCUGGUGCCGAUAUUGGAAUUGACGGUGACACCAAAUUCAUGGAUGCAGUAAGUUCACCUAUAAAGCUUUCUUCAAAAGCGAGAACACGUAGUGUUGUUGACCAAAGCCCAUUCAUUGAUACUCCAAAAUCUCCAUCAAAACAAUUGCAGUCACCAUCAAAGACGACAAGACCAGUCGACAUACCCCCAAAAACCCGCAUCAACACUUCUUUGCUGCAAGAGCAGGAAAGUAUCAAACGGAAUCGUGAUUUUACCGGAUCUGGAACUGAGCUUGAACAAGUAAGUCCAUACCUUGUCAAAUUGCAAGCACUUUGCCGUGGUGCCAAUUUUCGUUAUUCAAUGUUUGCCAACAGGAUUCUUCUUAAAUCGUUUUGUGAUGAGUUAACUACUUUCCAAUCUGUUCUUAGAGGUGCCAAAGUGCGCAGAUUAACAAUUCAUAAACAUAGAGAUAAAUUGCAAGGUCAUAACCACAUGUUGGUGCAAUUACAAUCAAUCAUACGUCGCAAGCUAUUGAUGAGCAAAAAACCAAAGGUUUCUUCUAAAGAGACUUUCGACGAAACCGAGCAAUUGCAAAGCAUAUGCCGAGGAUUUAUGGUGAGAAAUAAAUUGGAAGAAACGAAGCAAAAAUUGGAAUUAGAAACCUCUCUAUAUCAAACUGUCAAGUUGCAAUCGAUCGUUAGAAUGAAAAAAGUUUCGAAAUUAACCAGUAUCGUGCUUUUACAAAGCAAGGAUUUUCAUACAAAUAUGAUCGAUUUCCAAUCAAUCAUCCGUGCCAAGCUUUACUCAAAAUACUCAACAGUGGCAUUUGACGAUAUUAGUGGUAUCGUUGAAUUGCAAGCAAUGGCCAAAAGAAAUUUGGUGAUUGAUGAGAUCAACUACAAGCAUAGUGUAAUCCGUUCAUGCAAAAGAAAAAUAAUAGAUUUUCAAAGCAUUUGCAGAGGUGCAAUUUCGAGAACUAGAAUAUGCAAUGGCGUUUUAAUCACACUAAUGCAUGAGGAUGAUGCAAUCAAUGAGUUAUUUGCCAUUGCAAGAGGUAAACAACUAAGAGCUAAGUUCCAUGCGGUUAAAGCAGAGCUACAGAUGCUUGAACAUAAAUCUGUGCUUCCUGUGCAGACUUUAUUUCGUGGUAUACUUUCUCGUUAUCAAAAAGAAGUGGUUCUUGAUGAUGUGUACCUGUACAUUGAUCAAAUUAUUACCUUGCAAUCAUAUGUCCGAAGUCUGCGUACUAGACGUACAUUUGAUGCCGUAAACGAAUAUUACCAUCAGCGUGUGCCGGAAAUAGUGCAUGCUCAAGCUAUAAUAAGAAAAGUAUUGGCACAAAGAGCGUAUCGUGCAUUUAUUUCUAAUACGCAGCCAACUUUACCUGUGGUGCGUAAAUUUGCAUUCUUGUUGAUUGAAACGGAGGCAGAUAUUGAAGAAGAGCGCAAGCUAUCCCGUUCAAGAGAACGUGUUGUUGAAUUGUCCAAGAUCAACGAAAACUUGGAAUCAGAAAUCGAAAACUUUGACUUUAAGCUUACUUUAUUGGACAAGAACAAGAUUACCGUUGAUGAGUUUGCCAAGCUGAAUCAUCUUAGGCACAGUAUGAGGCUACCAGAGGAAAUGAACCUUAAGGGUUUGAGCAAGACCAUACGGGCAAGAAUAGAAUGUUACCAGCGCCUAGUGUAUCUCUUGCAGACUAGACCGGAGUAUUGGGGUCGAUUAUUUCAAUCUUUUGACCAUCAUCAAUUUAAAAACAGUCAACAAUACCGCGACUUGUUUACUUGUCUUUUGCAAAUCUUUGCAUAUGAACAAACCUCAACAAGCACUCAUUCUAGAGAGGAGCGUUACUUUAUCAAAUUUAUACUCACCCUUAUGCAAAAUGACAUUGUUCAAUCUCAGACUUUGAGUGAUAUUACAAAAGUCCAUUUUACAUACUGGAUAGAGUAUUUGGCUCAUUUCAAUAGUCGUACAUCUCAAAGACAGCAUUUGAAGGCUCUUUUUGGUGCGUUUGUUAUUCAAACGACUGAGGAUGACGAAUUUGAUUUUGAAAGUGAUCCUACCUCAAUUCUUUCAACAAUCAUUGCCAAGGAAAUCAGGGUUACCGGAACCAGCACGAAAAAGCCUACUAGUGAUCCACAAGAAGCCAUAAGAUGCCCUGAGGUCUCAACUCAAUUUGUUCGAAACUUGACUUCUUUAAGGGAACACUGCCAUGAGUUUUUUGGCAAGGUGCAAAAAUGUGUUGACAAAAUUCCACACCAUAUACGUGUUCUAUGCCGUGAAGCAUAUGUACUCUCAAAAUCACGCUAUCCUGAAAAAUCUAGUAAACAACACAUGGCUGUUGCUGGCGUUGUGUUUUUCAAGCACUAUAUUGGAUCUAUAUUUAACACACCUGAGAACUACGGUAUUCGGUUGAAACAGGAUUCCAAGGAGAAGAUUAAUCUUCACCAAAUGUAUAGAGUUUUGCUACAGCUAUUCAGUAUGCAUCCAUUUAGCGACAAUUUCUUGAAGCCGCUUAACGAUUACAUAUUGUCGAUGAGCGAUCCUGCUGAAUUGCUUAUCCAAGAAAUUAUAGACAUACAAAGCGAUGCAUAUGACAUUGGCGAAUAUGAGGACCUCAUGAGUACUACGAAACCAUAUGUCAAGAUAAAGGCAAAUUCAAUGAUUUUCCUCGAAAGAAUCGUGACUAAUAAUCUUGAAACUAUGGCCCCCGAUUUUAACGACCAGCUUGUUACAGUGAUGAGUAACCUCAAUAGCAUCGUUAGCUCUUCCAACGACUUUGUCAUUUUAAACGAUUUGAACGUAUUGACAUUUGCCUUGAACUCGUCUGCCUUGGAUGAGUCAAUAACGGAUACAAAGACCAAGUUUUUGUUUGCACAAGCAAAAAGAUGUUUGCUCUACAUAAUGAGAGUGCAAGAACAAGGAGACGAUUUGUUGGAGCUAUUGAUCUCAGGAAUCAAACCUGCGGAUGAACAAAAGUUCCAGGAGAUAUUGAAUGCUGAGAAUGAGGAUAAUAAUGUUAAAGCGGGACAUCGUUCAAAAGCUGUGAUUGGAAACACCGAAGUAGUGACUUAUCAUGAGUUGAAAAGAAAAUGUUUGGAAGACAUUUUGAAGCUAGAGACAAUGGGUCAUUUGACAAGAAAGAAUUCAUUCCAAGAGUUGCUAAAUCAAAUAUCCGAUGAUAUAAGGAAAAAAGGUACCGAGAGAUGGACUAGAUUUGAGCAGAUUAAAAUGUUGGAAAUGACGUGCAAGAAAAUCACUGAUAAGGAAAAGUUUUUGCGCAAGCAAUUGCAGGAGUACAAAAGACAUGUUGACCAAAUUCUUGUUGACUCUCAAGUGAUACCAAAGGAUAAAAAGUUGUUCAACAUCAUUCCGCUUUUCAGCAAGCAAUAUUUUUACCACAGAGAAUUACGUAGGCGCAACAAGACACCAAAGUUUGGCUCUCGUAUAGUUUCGGCUAAAAGGCUAAUGGAGCAAAAUGUGCUUUUAAGCUAUGGCUACGAUGCUCCACGGAAUAAGCUUGAACUUAUAUUCAGUUGUCAUGAAGUUGGCAAGUUCACAAUCGAAGUUGCCAAGGGUUCUGUUGUUGUUACUGGUGCAAGUGCUAUCGUCACUCUUGACGAGUUGUUAGCUUUACAGUAUGAGAAUAAGCCCAAGCUUUCGUUGUGCAGCAAUAACAUUGUAUUCGACUCGGGCAACAUCACAGCAUUCAUAUUCAAGACAUUCUACGAUGUUCAAGGUCAAAACUAG
Molecule: messenger RNA, 4761 nt
Organism: Lodderomyces elongisporus
Lineage: Eukaryota; Fungi; Ascomycota; Pichiomycetes; Serinales; Debaryomycetaceae
Gene: IQG1
Product: Iqg1p
Exons: 1
Coding region: 1-4761 (1586 amino acids)
Biological process (GO): mitotic actomyosin contractile ring assembly actin filament organization; regulation of GTPase activity
Cellular component (GO): cell cortex; mitotic actomyosin contractile ring
Molecular function (GO): actin filament binding; GTPase activator activity; calmodulin binding
Source: RefSeq, a predicted model, not a curated record